This is a messenger RNA of Camelina sativa (false flax), 752 nucleotides long. RefSeq lists its product as uncharacterized. The record is from RefSeq and is a predicted model, not a curated record. NCBI's taxonomy places the organism in Eukaryota, Viridiplantae, Streptophyta, Magnoliopsida, Brassicales, Brassicaceae.
AAAGGCUUAAUAGAGAGAUGGGCCUUAGGGCCGAGAGAGGAUCACAAAAGGAACAGAGCAAUUGUGGUGUGUAGUAGACUGAAAGAGUGACGGAGAUGGCGGCGAACGUGUGUCUACCUCCCGCGGCGGCGAUGGCUGUCCGGCCAGAGGAAGGCGUUCCGAAUUCUAAACCUACGCAGAGGCAAUCUAAGCUCUAUCUCACCAAACCUUCAUGGAGAGUCAGAACUCAGCAGUCCGGAGCAAAGACGUGUGUGAAGAGAAGGGAGAAAGACCGAUGUGUAAUCUGCCAUGGAACUGGAAGAGUUGAUUGUUUCAACUGUUGCGGGAAAGGGAGGACGAAUUGUGUGGAUGUGGAAAUGCUUCCAAGAGGAGAAUGGCCCAAAUGGUGUAGGAGCUGUGGAGGGAGUGGAUUAAGUGACUGUUCUCGCUGUCUUGGCACUGGAGAGUACAGAUACAUUAUGGGAUUCCGCUUCUUAAACCAAGACGAUGAUGUCGAUCCACAAUAAUGAUUUGCAACCUUCAAUGAUCAUGUCCUUUCCAGUUAUUGUAGAUGUUCAAUAGGCUUAAGACCUUUAGUUAAUGUAAAUGGUUGCUCCUGACUUGUUGGGGUUUGUUUGUAAUCUUCAUAGUCAUCAUGUUUCAAGUGAAGAGAAAUCGCCACGUCUAGUGUCUUUUGAAUCUACACGUCCUGUACUAGCCUGUCUUCAUAUUUAAAGAGUCAAUUUUAGUUUUGAGCUGACUAAUUUGAUCAA